Messenger RNA from Aplosporella prunicola CBS 121167, 2289 nucleotides. RefSeq lists its product as uncharacterized. The coding region runs from base 187 to 2208 and encodes 673 amino acids. Lineage: Eukaryota; Fungi; Ascomycota; Dothideomycetes; Botryosphaeriales; Aplosporellaceae. The record is from RefSeq and is a predicted model, not a curated record. The transcript has 2 exons.
GUUCGGUGAGUGUCGUCAUCCCACACAUCCACCAAACCUCACCCGACUACUGUCUCGGACGUCACCAAGCCCAACGACAAUUGUGUCAACGAUUCUUGCCCUGAUCCUGUACCCCUGGACCACGGUAUUGUCAGCAAGUUCAACCUCACCUCUAACGGUGACGAAUGUUCCAGCGACCAACGACUCAUGGAGCCUGUCUAUCUUUCGGAGCUCGACGAGUAUGUGCAGCAACUAGUUAGCAACUGUCCCGACAUUGAGAAGAGCAUGGACUCCAUGCCUGAGCCCGUGGGAGUAUCCCAAUUGCCCGCGAGUGAUCUACCCACUGUUCAUCCUUCCUUACCUCAAGCUCAAAGUUCUGUUAACUUCAUGUUCCAAAAUACGAUUGUACCAUGGAACGCAAAGCCGACUGGCCUCGAGAACGUAGUUAGUCUUCUCUCGAAGCUGAGUAUCACUAGCAAGGCCAUAUACUCCACUCUCGAUGCCGACGAAGAUGCUGGCUUGGCAAUGGAAGCGAAUCAAUGCAGCCAUCCACUCGCACUCUCCGACCUAGAAGAAAUGCGUGGCCACAUUGGACAAAUUGCGACCUCACUUCAAGAUCUGGAAAAACUUUGGUGGGGGCUGGAGAAAAAGGGGAGCUGCACCCGUCAGUUCAGAGAACGCAUCUCGUUCUUGACAGGUCAAGCUAUCGAGAAGAAUUGGCCGGAAACGAAGGAAAACGCAGCGGCCAGAUCCCAGGACAGCGCUCAGUUUGGCGGCAUACCAAAUCUCAACCACGAAGUUUCUGCUGUCUCUUUAGGGAACCCGAGUGGAUUUCCCAUGGUCGACCCGAAGACUACUAUACGUCUCGUCCCGCAGUCUGCUGAGGACUUUGAUCCUUUUGUCGGUUCCGGUCCGUUUGAUAUUGAAGGCUCUCUUACCAUCCCACAGUCUGCUAGUGGUCGCGACCCCUUCGUCAGGUCCAGUUCGUUCGAUACUGGUGGAUCUCUCGAUCCAUUUGUCAGUUCCGGUCCAUUCGACACCAACGGCUCUCUCGUAUAUCUUCCAGGGCCGCGUAGCACUCAGGGCUUAACGGGAAUGCCCGCCUUUAGGGGUUCAGAGUAUGGCGGGUCUAACUUCAUGGCGACGUCCUUCGGACGCUCGAGCACUAAUUUGCUGUCUGAUUUCCUUCACUCUGAAAAUGUCCGGACUGAAGCACCAGCUGAAGUGCCGGGAAGUGAACACACUAGCGUCGCUCAGACAGACCGAACUGAAAAAUUCGCCCAUGAGAACGGCGCUUUGGCACCUAAGCGUCAACCUCGCUCCAAGAAAGUUGCGGACAAGGACCUCAGUCCCCCUUUGAGAAGGAGUGGGCGCUCAAAGGGCAAGUCAACCAGCGCCACUACGCCGGCCAACAACCGAAAGAAGGGUCCCGGCAGAGGAAAACGCCCAAACAGCAAGAUGCCUUCAAAGCAGACCCAGAGCGUUACGACUGCCGUCAACGAUUCGGCCCCGGAGACCGAACAGCAGCCUUUCGCCUCAUCUCAGGACAUGGCCGACUCUGGUCUACGUCGUAGCACUCGCAUUAGGAACCUUUUAGCUCCAAGCAGCACGACCCCGAUGCAGACGGUAGCAACGGAAACCCGCAACUCAAGCCUUAUGGGUUCCGGCAACAGUACAACCACUACGUCUGGAACGGUCCGCAAACGUGCGGCAACGCGCCCUCCCUCUACUCCAGGCAGUGCUAACAAGAGAGGAAGGACUCGUAGAACGAGCAGCAUGAACAACUUCGAAGAAGCGAGUGGCGUGAGUGACACAUACGAUGCUGGCGGUUACAGCAGCUUUGGCAGAACUAGCGCCUUCAACAACAACCAAGGUACCGGCGACGCAGACACCUUCGGUCGUCCCAACGUCGGCAACAGUGUCGGAAGCUACAAUGGUUCGAACAGUUUCGACAGCCUGGGUGGCUCGAUGACUACCUCUUCCGCCAACGGUUUCAACAGGGACCUUGUUUCUCCUUUCGGUCCCCCGAGGCCCUCAAGCCCUCGCGGCACCCUCGAAGCAUACGCACGGAUUCAAGCUGCGCGCCAGGCGAUCAGCACGGUUCACGACGCUGAAGGCAACACGCAACCCUGGAACAAGGUCCUAUCGGCUGAAGAGAUGAGAACUCUAAAGGGUCCACUCUCAUGGUCUCCUCAAAAGGAGAACGACACAGCGCCUCCCGGUACUUGAAUUUGAGGGUAUGUGAUGGUGGCCCUGGUUGAGCGGGAUUCUCGAAGUGCAACAACCAAUUUGAGUAUUCGCCUUGGCCGU